Condylura cristata (star-nosed mole) is the source of this 1550-nucleotide messenger RNA. RefSeq names its product AU RNA binding protein/enoyl-CoA hydratase (gene AUH). The coding region runs from base 26 to 1033 and encodes 335 amino acids. NCBI's taxonomy places the organism in Eukaryota, Metazoa, Chordata, Mammalia, Eulipotyphla, Talpidae. The record is from RefSeq and is a predicted model, not a curated record. Gene Ontology annotation, cellular component: mitochondrion. The transcript has 10 exons. Gene Ontology annotation, molecular function: enoyl-CoA hydratase activity. Gene Ontology annotation, biological process: fatty acid beta-oxidation.
CAGACCCACGCCGUAAACAGAAAACAUGGCGGCGGCGCCCGUUGCUUUGGGGUCCUUGCAGGCGGGCCGCGCCCGCUGGGUGGCCGCUUGCUGUGCACGGUUUGGCCCAGGGUGGAGGGUGUCCGGCUCCUUGACAGGCCCGCGAGUCGGUCCGGAGAUCUGGGCCCGCGGUUGGGCGCUCGCUGCCGGGAAGGCGGCCCCGCGGAGGGGCUACAGUUCUGAUGCGAAGACAGAGGACGAGCUGCGGGUGAGAUACCUGGAAGAGGAGAAUCGAGGAAUUGUGGUACUUGGAAUAAACAGAGCUUAUGCCAAAAAUUCUAUCAGUAAAAAUCUCAUAAAAAUGCUAUCAAAAUCUGUGGAUGCUUUAAAAUCUGAUAAGAAAGUGCGGACUAUCAUAGUCAGGAGUGAAGUCCCAGGGAUAUUCUGUGCUGGUGCUGACCUUAAGGAAAGAGUGAAAAUGAGUUCCAGUGAAGUUGGUCCUUUCGUCUCCAAAAUAAGAUCAGUGAUUAAUGAAAUUGCUAAUCUUCCAGUGCCAACGAUUGCAGCAAUAGAUGGACUGGCUUUAGGUGGUGGUCUUGAACUGGCGCUAGCGUGUGAUAUAAGAGUAGCAGCUUCCUCUGCAAAAAUGGGUCUCGUUGAAACAAAGUUGGCCAUUAUUCCUGGAGGAGGGGGAACACAGCGACUGCCACGUGCCAUUGGGAUGUCCCUAGCCAAAGAGCUCAUCUUCUCUGCACGUGUGCUCGAUGGCCAAGAGGCCAAGGAAGUGGGCUUGAUCAGCCACGUUCUAGAACAGAACCAGAAUGGCGAUGCUGCCUACAGAAAGGCUUUGGACCUCGCCAGAGAGUUUUUACCUCAGGGACCUGUUGCAAUGAGAGUGGCAAAAUUAGCAAUUAAUCAAGGGAUGGAGGUGGACUUAGUAACAGGGCUAGCCAUAGAAGAAGCAUGUUAUGCUCAGACUAUUCCCACGAAAGACAGACUUGAAGGUCUUCUUGCUUUUAAAGAGAAAAGGCCCCCUCACUAUAAAGGAGAGUAGAAGAAAGAGAAAUUUUUGAAAUGCCAGUGUAAUAAAUGUUAUUCUGGAGGUAUCUUUCAGAUCCACUGUAUGGUUCAGCACAUGGAGUCCCAACGCCCACAGUGAAGAGCAUAUUCCUGGGGUGGGACACCCAGCACCCGGAAUGGGCCCAUGCCUGUACUCUGUUCCCAUGUCUUGUUCUAGCCACUCACAUUUAUAAUGCUCGUAGUGUGUCCUGUCAAAAAACAGGCCCACAAGUAGGUGUACAUUUUUAAAUAUUUCCUGCAUAUGAAGCUUUCUGUUAUUAAUUUUUUUAAUGUGAAUAAUUUAUAUAUUGCACACUUUAGGAGAGAAUAAUAUUGAUUGUAUGUCUAUUGUGCUGCAAUAUAAAAAUAAAGUUAUUUCUAUAUACCAAAAAUGUGACACCAAAUAAAGUUUCUCUAAGGGAUUAUAUGCACAUGCACAGGGACACAAGCAUACAUCUCCAGUUGAAAAGGGAAUUGGUAUUUUGAGUGAAAAUUACCAAAUAUUAAUAAAC